CGUUGUUUCCGCCCCACCACCGGACGACAAGACGCAUGCUUGUGCAAGCGCUGUGGACCUUGGCGCUUGCGGGCGCCGUCUGUUAUUACUUGUGUAUCAUACGGUCACGGCGCCAAAUGCUCGCUAAAUUGCCGUCGCCGCCUGCAUCCAGCUGGUUCUUGGGCCACGCGCGCGAGGUCAUGGGCGAUGUGUCGGGCACGUAUCCCAACCCAGCGCUUUCUUGGCUCGAAGAGUACGGCUGCGCCUACUACUUUCGUCUCUUGCACUUGGGGCGCGUGGCGCUGGCCGACCCUGUUGGGCUCAAGCACGUGCUGGUGACGCAUGCGAGUCGGUACCCGCGCGACGACACGACCCGGACCUUUCUCCGCACAUACAUGAGUGGCGACAGCCUCGUGAGUGUCAAAGGCGCCGACCACGCGUCGAUGCGCAAAGCACUGAACCCGCACUUUGGCCUCGCGCAUCUCAAGCUGUUUGUGCCCAUCUUUGUGGCCCACACCAACGCAAUGCUUGCGCACUUCACGCGCGCGAUCGACACCAACACGCCAGUCAACUUGCACAAAGUGUGGUCGUUGUUGACACUCGAUAUCAUGGGCAGUAGCAUGUUUGGCUAUGACUUUGGCGCCCUCGCCGGCACGAACGCCGAGAACAACCAAGCCUACGUCGACGCGCAAUUCCCACCGUCCAUUAUCGGAAUGGUGGGCACCGUGCUCGUACCCGGGUGGUCCUACCUUCCGCUGCCCGGGUACGCUCGCCGUCGCCGCGCCAUCGCCACACUUCCGGGCAUUGUGAUGCGUGUCAUUGAAGCCAAAAUGGCCCAAGCGAUUGAUGACCACCCACCCCAGGACCUCCUCGAUCUCAUGCUCAUUUCGGACCGUAACAUGACGUCGGCAGAGGCCCGCGUGCAUGUCCAGGUCUUCAUGCAGGCCGGUCACGAGACAACGAGCCACGCCUUGUCGUGGGCGAUUGCAAUGCUGUUGCGGUACCCCAAUGUCGCGGCCAAGGUCCAGGCCGAGUGCGACGCCACAGUCGCUCGCUUUGGCAGCGAUGUAUCGUACGAAGCGGUCGCCGACUUGGUCUACGUCACGGCCUUUCUCAAAGAAACCGCGCGGUGCUACCCAGCGAUUACGAUGCUCGCACCACGCUCCGUGACAAUCGACGACGUCAUUCCGCUCGCGGACGGGUCGAGCGUAGCGAAUCCCAAGGGCACAUCGAUUUACGUGGAUCUCGUGGCGGUGCAGCGCAACUCGAAGUACUGGACGCGCCCCAACGACUUUUGCCCAGAGCGAUUUAUGGAGGGCAGUGCGCUGAGCAAUGCGGAUCGCGAGCUGCGCGGCGGUGCGGGCCACACAUUUCACUAUCUUCCAUUUUCCAUGGGGGAGAAAAAUUGCAUCGGCCAGCGCUUUGCGAUGCUUGAAAUGCAAAUCCUGCUGGUGAAAACGCUCGCCGCCGUCACAUUCAAGGCCACCGACCGCACCAACUUGAACCCGAGUCGGGAGCUCGUGUCGAUCACACCCACGUGCUUGGAAGUCACCGUGCACCGCCGUAGCGCAACGACAGCGUAAACCGUAAUCACUCGCUCGACGAAAGGAGCUCGACGGAUUGAGUGACACGCCGUACAACGCUAAAGGCGAACGCUGCUCUGUCGUUAAAUCCUUUUGGACAACUUAGUAAGGACCAACAUAAUUCUAGGGCUAGUACA
Molecule: messenger RNA, 1699 nt
Organism: Saprolegnia diclina VS20
Lineage: Eukaryota; Oomycota; Saprolegniomycetes; Saprolegniales; Saprolegniaceae
Exons: 10
Coding region: 36-1562 (508 amino acids)
Molecular function (GO): monooxygenase activity; oxidoreductase activity, acting on paired donors, with incorporation or reduction of molecular oxygen; iron ion binding
Source: RefSeq, a predicted model, not a curated record